AUGCUACAAGAAUUAGAAAAUAUUAUAGUAGGGAAUAGUUUAGUCAAUAAGUCCCAAUUGGGAGCUUCGGAAAGCAUUCUACUUACUCAUAAAUCCAUAGAAAAGGGACAAUUUAGUCACUUGAGGAUACUGCAGUUUCAUCUACUUAGCCAUACUCCUUAUUUAGACAGUAAUGUCUCUAUACAUGAAGCCAAAUAUUUAAAUAACAUUACAGUAGAGAAUACAUGGAUGCUACUGGCAACAAAGUAUCUAGUGCCAGCGGUUGAGCCACAGCAGAACUACCCAUAUGCCAAUAGAGACAGUUCAGCUAAGUAG
This is a messenger RNA of Plasmodium inui San Antonio 1, 315 nucleotides long. RefSeq lists its product as hypothetical. NCBI's taxonomy places the organism in Eukaryota, Apicomplexa, Aconoidasida, Haemosporida, Plasmodiidae. The coding region runs from base 1 to 315 and encodes 104 amino acids. The record is from RefSeq and is a predicted model, not a curated record. The transcript has a single exon.